AUGUGUGGGAUAUUUAAAUCCAGCAUCUCUGGCCGCCGCCGCCGCUCGAUCUUGCCAUUCAUCUCGCGGUUCUUCCGCAAGUCCUCCCAUACUUCCUCCGUCCCUCCUGCCAAUACCGAGCCAGCCGCCACCUCGGAAGAUAAGCCGGACGAUGCAUCACCAGACGCCAAUGCAGAUGGUGCUUCGGAAGGCAUCUCACAUGGCCUGGCAGCUGCUGGAGACAUCGUUGACUCAUAUCACUCACUGCCUUCCGACCUUAACAAACUUUCUAUUACGUGUAUCCCUGAAAUUGAAAAUCCAUCAGCUAAUAAGACACCGGCGAAAAAGAUAUUUCAUCCUGAACGUCCGCGAAAUCACAAUCGACCGUGGCUGCCUCGAUUCCCCAACCUGAAGCGCCAUUACCCCAUCCGUUAUCAGCCGGGAAGAAGCAUUCCUGCAGGGUCCAAUUUCACGGCGGUUUCUUUCGGGGAGCCAGGAUCAUUUUCUUACGAUUUUGACGACAGUUUCGAACCGCGCUUGCACCGUCUUUCAAGCCAAAUCAACCCCCUACGUCUUUCAUAUAACCGCACACAGGAAACCUUGUCUCAACCAGAUAUUCCGUUUAUUGUCCCCUAUACGUCGGAAGAUCUGUUCCGGCCACCACCUGACUUUCUAUCACUGCGUCUGGGCCCGAAACCUGCUCCUCGAGCUUGCCGCCCACCCGCAAACCCGGACACAAUAUUUGUUGAAAUCAAUGGAAUUCGCACAAACAAACGUCGCGCUGAAGACCACGAGGUUGAUCUGGUUGCCGCCGUUCAAGUCUCCACGCACGUCCCGGUCUCAUCCAUCGCAAUCACUCGCAAAGGAUUUACUCCGACCUCUGAUUUCGAAGUUCCAGAACAGGUCCAGGCGCCCAUGCUCCCAUCAAAACGCGUCUCAAGACGAAUCGCCGGGAUGAUGUCCAAUCUUUUAUGCACUGUCUCAAGCCUGACGGGUAAAUUCCGUCGACUUUUUCACAAUGACGCCUACGAGAUCUCUGAGGCUCGUACCUACGUCAAAAUACCAAAAAAUCCCGGAGUUCAUGUCGCCAAUAAGCGCGUCAAAAUCACCUCUGAACAGUCUAACUUGCAGUGGUUGGAUGACAAAGGGCUUCGAUUACUCCUCGGUCGUUAUUCCCACUUUUGUCAUCUCUUCAACACGGCCAGCUCCAUCAUCCAUAGCCACCCGUCUCGGGCGGAGAUGAACAAGCUUCUCCAACCACUCCUACCCUUCCUGGUCUCUGAUUCGCGUGCUCUCAAUACCAUUCGCGUUGGCCACCAUGACACGGAUCUCUGCCAACUCUGGAUUUCUGUUUGCAAAGUGAUGAUUGCACAUUUGGAUGGUGUCUAUGAAGUAGGCAAAUUCAUCAGAAUGAAGAGCAAGUAUGCCAGGGUGCCAGCCAUCUGGCCAGAUGCUCACCCGCCCGCCAAGUUGGAGACAGUUUCACGAAUCAAAACCUUCUUGACUGCUCCGAGCCUUUUUCUUGUUUUGGAGUCCAUCCUCAAAUUUUCCAACCGAGUGGACAAUGUUAACCCCAAUUUACCCCUUCCUACGGACGUCAUUGACCGUGUUGUCGUGGACAUGACAGCAUAUCAGCAAAAUAUCGUCCUGCCAAGCUUUGUGCAAUCCGAGCAGUUUUACCUGCGCCUUCUGGAGCAGUUUCCAAAACGUGGGCGAUUAUCCUCCAUCACGGACUUAGCUUAUCCUGUUCCCCCAGGAACCUAUCCGGGGUUUCGCCAUGGAUGUCACCUUUUAGACUACAAUGAUGAGGACAGCAUGGUUUCCGCAUACUCUACUCCUGAAGACACCAAUAGCUUUGUAUCCAGUGAGCAACUCACAGACGCCCAGAUUGGAGCUGUACAAGCCAUUCUGAGGAACCGCAAAACACCAAAGCGGCUUAUAGCUCGCACUCCUAAGAGGGUGCGUUUCGUUCAGGGCGACAUCAAAAUCCAACAGAAGACGCAACCGGGAGCAGAUUCUGACAGACAAUCUGCCGACUCAAAGCACACUGACGAACCAGCUUUCAGUGACGAUGGGGCCAAUAGUUCAGUAUCAGUCCUCCAAGGAUGGGCGGAUGACUUGGAGCGAGCUUACAAGAAAGCCUUCGAAGAUUUUGGGUACGAGUGGCCGCCUCCUCGGCCCUCCACCCGCGAUGAGAGGAGUCUAGGUGACGGGACCUCAAGCCUUGACCAACAGGAAUGCACUGGCCUGCUGCGGUACGAAUAUUGUCCUCUCGGGACGCAAAACUCAGAGUCCAAGGCGUCUGUGGGUAAUCAGAUCGAACCCUCGCAGGCGAUUCAGAAGCUUAUGUCCAAGCCAAUGCCAAAUCCACUAGGUCUCAGUGAUGAAGCUUUGGUCUUCUUGAAAACCAGCCCUAAGAAGGACAAGGAGCGAAUGUUCGGAGACAUAAAAUACUGGUUGGAACAGCAUAAAACGCGCCUGGAGGCAGCAAAACUCGAAAUAUUAUACCCCCUACGAGCUCCAGCACGGCCACUCGUAUCACCGCUCAGUUCCAGCUGGCUCGAGAAGGCGCGAGCAACUCUUGCCUCGAGUUCAUUGGCUAAGCUUGCAAUCACUGGCCAAGGAGUUACCCUCAGGCGACAUGAUUUCGAAAGACUCGUACCACCCACUGCUUGGCUCAACGAUGAGGUUGUCAACGCCUCUUUUCAUUGGCUACAGCGAUACAUCAACGCAGCCGCUGGCGUUGAUGUCAGCAAAGGCAUGCUCAGGUGUCUUGCCUUCUCCUCUUUCUUCUUCAAGCACCUACAGCAGCACGGAGUUGCCAAUACGGAUCGAAGUGCACGCCGCGCUGGAUUGUGGAAGAAGUAUUUCUUCAGCCUGGAUACGAUUCUCUUCCCCAUCUGUGAACAUUCACACUGGACCCUCCUCAUCAUUCGGCCAAUCAGGAAAGCUAUUGCACACAUGGACUCACUCAAUCCCGAGGGCUCGCAGGAAUACAUUCGCCUCGGGUUGGCCUGGAUCAAUCAGUACACCCAAGAGAUUGAGCCUUUUGUGGCAGAUGAAUGGGAAAUAGAACGGUUCGAAGCUCCAGCUCAAACCAACGGUUAUGACUGUGGUGUGCACACCAUCACAAACGGCAUGUGCAUAGCUUUGGGCCUAGAACCUAAUGAGAGCUACACUGCGAAAGAUAUGCCUCAGCAACGUCUCAGGUUGGCAGCAAUGCUUCUGAAUGGGGGCUUUGGAGGGGACUUUGACCUUGGUGGCUAUUGA
Molecule: messenger RNA, 3249 nt
Organism: Pochonia chlamydosporia 170
Lineage: Eukaryota; Fungi; Ascomycota; Sordariomycetes; Hypocreales; Clavicipitaceae
Product: sentrin/SUMO-specific protease
Exons: 2
Coding region: 1-3249 (1082 amino acids)
Biological process (GO): protein desumoylation
Cellular component (GO): nucleus
Molecular function (GO): deSUMOylase activity
Source: RefSeq, a predicted model, not a curated record